Megalobrama amblycephala (Wuchang bream) is the source of this 4468-nucleotide messenger RNA. RefSeq names its product stonustoxin subunit beta-like. The record is from RefSeq and is a predicted model, not a curated record. Gene Ontology annotation, molecular function: cysteine-type deubiquitinase activity; protein binding. NCBI's taxonomy places the organism in Eukaryota, Metazoa, Chordata, Actinopteri, Cypriniformes, Xenocyprididae. The transcript is spliced from 14 exons. The coding region runs from base 239 to 2950 and encodes 903 amino acids. Gene Ontology annotation, biological process: protein deubiquitination.
CAGACCGAGCAGAUAAAAAUAACGGAAACAGGCAUUUUUCCCCUCUCUUGAAUAUAAUGAAUGUUAUACAAUCAAGAAUCUAAAUGUGGCUUUAAAGACGGUAAUACGAUUUGUAGUUCUGAUUUAAGUCUUCUCAUUUUCCUAAUGAAUCAUAAUAUAUUUUAAAAGAAAUAAACGUCAAACACAAGCUUUCUGGUUCUACAUCAGCUGAAGAGGAAACACUGAAGAGGACAACAGUAUGGAUACAGUGGGAGUGAAUGUGAUUGAAACAGCGGCUCUAGGGAGACCCUUCCAGCUGGGGAUGCUGUAUGACUGCAGGAAAGAUGCUCUAAUACCAGGAAUCACACUGUGGGAUCCAGAGAAGCUACAGCAGAGUCUACGAGUCCAUCCCCAAAUUAACACAAGUUUUAUAGUCAAAGCUUCAGACUCUAUUGAUGACAAAUCAUCCUUACUGAAGAUUGAUGGCUCUCUGAAACUGAGUGUUUUAGGUGGACUCAUCAAUGUCAGUGGAGCAGCCAAAUAUCUGGAGGACACAAAGAAAUCUUUCAGACAGCAGAGACUGACCCUACGUUAUCAUUCAACUAGCAGGUUUGAAGAACUGACCAUGAAUCACUUGGCGCCUGAAAAUAUAGUUCAUCGUGAGGUGUUUGAUAAUGACACAGCAACACACGUGGUGACAGCAGUGCUGUAUGGAGCAGACGCCUGCUUUGUGUUUGAUAGAGAGGUUUCAUCAGAUGAGAAAAUAAAGAUAGUAGAAGGAGAAGCAAAAUUAGCCUUUGAGAAGCUCAAAGGCAUUUCAGUAGAUGCAAACAUCAAUCUGAAGAUGAAUGACGCUCAGAAGAAAGCAGUCCAAAAAUUCACAUGCAUGUUUUAUGGCGACUUCCAGUUACCGUCUAACCCGACUACUUUUGAAGAUGCGCUGAAGAUUUUUACUGAUCUUCCAAAGCUGCUGGGUGAAAAGAAAGAGCUGGCGGUUCCUCUGAGAGUUUGGCUUUAUCCUCUCGACAAACUUCUCUCAAAAGCUUCCAAACUUCAGAAGGACAUCAGCAUGGAUCUAAUGAUUAAAACCGAAUCAGUGAUUGAGAUUUUAAAUACAACUGAGAUGAAAUGCAGUGACCUUCUGGAAGACUCACCUGCUUCUACCUUGACUGCAUUUCAGGAUAAAAUACUGCAAAUGAAGCAAAACUGCUACAUGUACAAACUGAGCCUUAUGAAGAAACUCGGCUCUCUGCUGCCAAACAUCCGUGGAGACGUGAAGAAGGAAACUGACCUGAAUGAUCUUCUACAAGAUCAUAAUAAAUCUCCAUUCAGCGAAAGAGAUCUUGCACAAUGGCUGAAAGAGAGAGAAAGAGAGUCUGACGUCAUUAAAUCAGUCCUCAGACAGCUGAAGGAUGCUGGUGCACAGGUAGAAGUCAACAUAGAUCUGAUUUUAAUGGAUCUGGAAGCUGGAAAUCUUGUCAGCUACACUUUCACAUCACUGAACUGGUCAGAUGUUCUGCUUCAUAAACAAACCACCUAUCUGACUAAUUCAAAUAAUGGAGAAACUGAUGAGAAGAACCCUGAUUCAGAGCAAAAGUCUUGGCUCACUCCUGAGAUGCAGAAGAACAUGAAGAGCAACUUGAAGACAUUUAAAGACUUGAUUGAUUCAAGAGACCGUAAACCAGCCAAGUUCAUUGUGUCCUCAAAGGAAAUGAAGAAUAAUCCAGGUUCCUGCAUUCUGCUGUAUGAAAGUGAAUGUGAUGAAGCUGUUUGCUUUAUUCCUCCAUCCAAACCAGCCUGUCCAAUCACUGAAGAGGUCAAAGAUAAUAGUGUGGUUCUGAAGGUUCCUCCAUCAUGUUCUUCUACAGUGGAGCUCAGAUUACUGUAUAAACGGAAGCAGGACACAGUCUGGAGAUCUAAACCUGUGAUGAAGGAUGAAAACACAGUUACUCUGACUGAUCUGAGAGCAGGAACUGAGUAUGAGAUCAAAUGUGCAGCACUGGGGAAACUCAACUACACCGUAUACAGUGACGUCAUCAGCAUCACCACAGAGGGAAGGAACCAGUCUGUUAUGGAAUACUGUGGCUUGAUAAAUCAAGGGGCGACCAGCUACUUGAACGCAGUUCUGCAAACCCUCUACAUGACGCAGGGAUACAGGGAAGGUGUAAUGAGACUGGAGAGAAGAGAAGAUUCCUCUGAUGGCGACUUCAUUGAAGAGCUGAAGUCACUGUUUAGUAAACUAGACAAAGAGUCUCAUCCAGUUUCAACAGUUGCAAUCACAAGGAGCCUCGGCAUCACAGACGUUUAUGAACAUGAAGAUGCAGCAGAAUAUUUACGUUUGAUUCUGUGCAAGACUUUUCAACUCCAUGAGAUUUUUUUUAUCAGAGUGAAUACAAGCGGUGCAUGCAGUUCAUGCAAGCGAAUGACAUCAAAAUGGAAAUAUUUAAUCAUAGUGAACAUCUGUCUUAAAGAAUCAGAUAAUGUGGAAGCUGCUGUGAAUGCACACAUUGAUAAAAUGCGUAAAGGUCUAUACUGCAGUCACUGUUCAAAGAGACCAACGCUGGAAAAUGAAGCUGCUGUGAAUGAACGCAUUGCUGAAAUGCGUAAAGAUCUACACUGCAGUCACUGUUCAGAGAGACCAACGCUGGAAAAUAUUAAUAGUUAUUUUGAGUUUCCACAAAGACUGGUUGUAGAAUUGGAGAAUUUCAAUAGUGGCAACAGCCAAGUAGCAGUUCCUCCACUUAUUGAGGUUUCCACCCACAAAUAUGAGCUUUAUGCCAUGAUAAACCUUUAUGGUACAGUAAAAGAUGGACAUUACAAUGCUGAAAUCAAAUCUGACAAUGGAAACUGGUAUCAAUUUGAUGACAGCCAUGUAUUUCAGGUUCCCGACAAAAUGAAAUCAUGCUAUCCACUCAGCCCACCUGCCUAUCUACUCUUGUACAAACGCAGUGAGUAUCACAUGAUUCUGUGAUGCAUAAACCAUAAUCAUUUUUAACAAGAAAAUUAUCACAGCUAAAAGCAAAUGUUUUAUUAUUGCAAAGACUAAAUGUGAAGAUGUUCUUCUAUUUAUGUUGUCGUUUAUACACAUUUAGUGUUCAGAGAUUUUUCCAACAUAAACAUUAUAUUUGAUAUUCAUUUGAUCAUUGUACUUUUGGUUUAUCUGUUGCUGUCAUUUGAUGGCAUUGGAAACAUUUUGUUCUUAGCAGGUAUCAAUGCCUGAAUCAAAAAAUGAACACAAAGCAGAAGAACAUCUCAGCUACAGAUGAAAAACUAAACAUUAAAUUAACAGAAUGUGUCCUAGAUAUUGUUUCACUGUAAAUGUGUCACAUUUGCACUCUUGUUACUUAUGCUUGUUACUUAUUGUGAUCAAUUAAUCUGCAUUUUUAUGCAUUUUUUUUCCCUUGUAAUUUUUUGUCAAAAUGUAAUAACCUACUCUGUAUGAUUCACUUGACAUUUAUUAUGCAUGUAAUGCUGUGGUUCAGUUCAGCCAAUCAUAUUCAGAUGAGACCACAGUACCGUAGUAAACACAGUACCAUUGAAUUCAGUAAAUUUGUUCAUUUAGUAAGACACAUUUGAUAGACAUUGUAUAUUAAUCAAAACAAUAUAAUGAUUAUUUUAAAUAUUAAAUAUCAUCCAUAUUAUUUUGUCUGCCGAAGUGUAAUAUUGUGUUUUAGAAUGUAGUCAUUCACGUAGCCUAAUGUAAACAAGACUGUGAUGAAUACAACCAAAGACAACUUACACUCGAUAAAGAUGCCUUGAGUUUAUAAAGAAACUGAAAGUUUCAUCCUACAGUAACAUUCUGCAUGAGAACAGAAUGAUAAUCAGCUAUCAUAAAAGACUGGAAUUAAAUUUAUUCAUGUAUAUGUCAACAACAGUCUGUUUUGUGAGCACAGGAGAUUAAAUAUAUCAUAAAUGUUUGCAUGUUACAUAACCAGAAACACUGCGUUUAAAUUUGUGUGUAGAAGGAAAUAUAAGCCUAUAUUAUACCAAUAGCAAUACUCUAGAAUCAGCGUACAACAAGCUUCUUCCUCGGUUAGUGACAUCACAAACCCUAAAAUUUACAUAAACCCCACCCCCGAGAACACUCAACAAAGGGGUGAGGCCACGUUAUCAGUGUUGCCAACUUUAUUGCUAGAAGAAAGAGAGAAAACUCUUUAUAUGCUCAUAACCGCCAGUGAUGGGAAUAACGGCGUUAUAAAUAAACGCCGUUACUAAUGCCGUUACUUUUUUCAGUAACGAGUAAUCAAACGAAUUACUUUUUCUCCUGUUACUGACAAAUAAAUCCCACGUUACUAUAAUUGAGCUCACUGAAGCGGUUUUCAUCAGCUCUCUCUCAGCCAUAGGACCUGCUAAGUUUUUUCCCUGGUGUGUGUUGGGGUUAGUCAUACACAAAUAUAAUUUUAAACUUUUAUAACUAUAAACUGAUAAUAAUGUACGAUGCUCUGUGUGUGUGUCUGAGCAUGCGAGCGGAGCGCGAGCUCAAACCAGA